UAGUGUGGCAACUAUCGCCUAACAUUUUCACACACAACUCGCAUGUUGUAAACACACAACAGAAAUCACAGCAGAAAAAAAUAUAAAGCAACAACAAUGAAACUACCAAAUACAAAUUUCCAAGAAUUUUGAAAAUUUAAGUGCUUCAUUAAAGUGCAACAUUAAACAUAAAAAUUAAUAAAAACUUAAAAAAAUCAAGAAAUAACUGCAUAAAAAAUAGUAUUUUAACAAAAAAGUAUUAAAAACAAUGAAAAUUUGGUUAGAAAAUUGUGAAAAUACCUGGUAGUUAAAAUUCAAAUUCCAAGAAAAACAACACACUAAAAUUAAACGGAUUUCCUGGAAAAACAAAUUCAAACUCAACACACACACAAAGAAAAGCCACUUUAUAGGGGCUGCGUAAAGGACUUUAAUGGGCCAAAAGGCUACGGAUAAAAGUUUUUAUACAGUUAUUAUAACAAAACGUGAUAAAAACAUUUAAAUAUAAAUAAAAUGACUAAUAACAUUAAUGAGUACAUGUUUAUAUUCAUAUUUCUACUGACAACAGGUCUGUUAUCUUGCAAUAGAUCAAUGUCAGUAGAUGCGAAUAGAAUGUAUAACCAUCCCGGUGAGACUAUACCCAUCACUGUAGAGGAAGCAAUUGGAAAAAAUUUUAAUAUAACAUGUUAUAUGAACCCAAAAACGUUUCUCGGUAUAAAUUCCACUUGUUUGCACUUCGUAAAUGGCCGGACAAAUAAAGAGUUGCCGCGUGAAAAUAUUGUAACCGUCAAUAGUACCACCAUCAUAUACAUGGUACAUAAUGCCAGCGAACAACAAACAGAAUAUCGUUGUAAAUGUGGACCUGAUGCCAUAAUGGAGACCAAAGUGUUUGUGGGUUCUAAGCCUAGGCCUGUCAAAGACUUUUCAUGUCGUAGUUACGAUUUUGAUCAUAUGAUCUGUAAUUUCACUAAGCCAGCUAAUCCCAUACUUACCACCUAUAAUGUUUCUUACUAUAAUGAGUAUGCUAGUUACAUUUAUCAGCCCCGAUGCAAUUAUGAUGAUCGUAAUCUGGUUGUUUGUAAUACAUCGUUGAGUGAACGUUAUCAGGAAAUGUAUCACUUUAUAAUUGAAUCGAGAAAUGCUCUUGUCAAACCCAACGAACAACCAUUAAUACAACGCUUUGAUAUAAACAAUUUCGAAAUAAUGAUACCCGACAAACCAGGCGAGAAAAUGCGUGUUGAAAGUAUCAACGUGGAUAGCAUUAAAUUGUCCUGGCAAAUGGCUACAUGGGAAAAGUACCGUAUUAAAGGUUUAGAAUGGGAGGUUCUAUUGCAACCGGAAAACUCAACAAUUUUGACGAGAGAAGCGCCCGUACGGGAGCACAAUGAGUUACGUCUCCGGUUGAAUAAUUUACCUUAUGCAUAUUGGCAUUAUAAAUUGAUGAUACGUGCUCGUGUCCGUCAUCCAAAUGCCAUAUGGAGUGAACAGUUUGUUUAUAAAUUUCGUACAGCUGCUCGACGACCACAGCGUCCACCGCGUGUUCAGCCAGGCAGUUUCUAUAUUGAUUCAACAGAAACUCGUAUUACUGUAUAUUGGGAGGAACUAUUGCCUCAGGAUUAUAAUGGCAGCAAUUUUACUUAUGUAAUAACAGCAAUACAACCUGAUGGAAAAUUGUCAGAUUUAAAGCCAUGGCAUCAAGAGAAAAACCUUGCCAAGUUCUUUUGGCAAAAAGAUUUGUAUUACGAAUUUGAAAUACGUAGUAAAAAUCAUGUUGGAGAAUCUGUGGAGGCCAGUCGUUUAAUUAUUUAUCCUACAAAUCAAAGGAAUCAAAAGGAGUACACUCCUCUCGAUAUACACAAUGUAUAUCAUGGUAAUAAUCGCACCUAUACCUUAACAUGGCGAAACCCUAAAAAAUUAACAGGACUUUUAAGCUUUACGGUGUAUUGGUGUUAUACGAAACGUGCAUUGCCGAACGAAUGCAAAGAAUCGAUGCAUUUUCAAAAUCUACCUGCUACCCAGCUGAAUUUUACUACUCAACCACAAAAUGCUUCAGAAGAACGUGUACUUAAUUUGGCAGUCUCCGCUAACUAUGACAAGUUUAAUACCGGUCUCCAUUGGACAGAUUGCUCUAUGGAUAUAGUCAAUAUUGAUUUAGUUAAAAUGGAACCAGAAUUAGUGGCAUUAGAAAAUUCUAUUAAAGUUCAGUGGAGUGUUGAACGUGUGUGUCCCUCUAUCUUAGAUGGUUUCAAUAUAACCUACUGUGAAGUGGCUAACGAUGUAACGGCCGAAAAUGCCACUUGUCUAAACAAUAAUGUCAUCUCAAAAUUGGCCAGAAAAUAUGAUAAGAAAUAUUUUAUACGAAAUUUAAAACCAUUCACAACAUAUAAAGUAACCAUGUUAAUGUUUUGGCGUACUAAAAGAGGCAAACCAAGUGAUCCACAAAUUGUUCGUACCUUAGAAGGAGCACCCUCUCCGCCUAGACAAUUGCGCGUUGAAAGUAUUACCAAUACAAGUGCAACAAUACGAUGGUUUGAACCAACUUAUCCAAAUGGUAAAAUACGUAAAUAUAUUAUAAUGCUAAAUAAUGAUCAAAUUGAAGUGAAUGCCUCGACACGAACGUAUCAUCUUAAGAAUCUAGAGAGUUUUACGGCAUACAAAGUGUAUGUGUUGGCGGAAACUGUUGAAAGAUCUGAAACGAGCAAUGAUGUUCAUUUUGUUACGGCAAUUGGCACUCCCUCACCGCCCGUUAUUGGACCGAAUGACAAUAAGAAAAACAUCAUGUUAUGGAAUAAACCAGUAAAACCAAGUGGUUCUAUUGACUUUUACGAAGUUCGUGUAACGGAAAUGUAUAAUGAUAAAGUAAUAAGACGACGAAUUAGUAUUAUUAUGGGAGCAUCUACAUGUUCAUUUAGUAAAUUUCCAAAUUGUAUAGGAGCCGAAUAUAAAACCACAGUCGAUGUGCGUGCAGUUAAUGCAGCUCCUCUUGCAGAGAAAAACGUAUCGAUAGUUACCGACAGUUAUCAAACGCACGCCGAUGAUGAUAUUUAUAAGAACAAUGACGAUUUGGAUUGUAUGGGUGAACAUUCAAAGUCUGCGGAGUAUUUAGAAAACAUACAAAAAUAUAUGAAUAAUACGCUGUAUGAACUGUACAGAUCACAAUGGCAAACUACCGUUAUACAUUCAUGUUCAUCAAGUCCUAUGAGUAAAAUAACCACAGUUGCUUUAAUUGUAGUUGCCAUGUCGUUGGGUGUCAUGGCUGCGCUGUAUAUGGCUCGUAAGAAAUAUAAUAAAAUGGCAAAUAUUAAUUGUACCCUUCCAGCUGGUCUGGAAACGUACUUUACUAAAGAUGCAGCUUCUGGCUUUCCCGGUGAUUUUGGCAGUAGUAGUCAUACGAUCAAGGAUACAAGAGCAGCUGAAGAUCAAUGGAUAACUGCAGCCCGUAUGCAUGAUUUUAAUUUUCGCAAUGAACAUCAUCAUUUGUUAGCCUCUUUGGGCAAUGAUUCAGGUUAUUUAGGUGGUGGUGGUGGUGGAGGGGUGCACAACAGUGGGGAUGCUCUAAAUGAUCAUAUAUUGGGUUGUAGUCUCGAAACUGCAAAUAUUUCCGAAGUUAAUAUUCCGGCUGAUGUAGAUCCUGAGGAAUUUGAAAAAGAGCAUUUAAAAGAAAGUCUAAAUUCGUCUUCUACAUCAGCCGAUUCUUUAGUUGAAAGCACUGAAGGAUCUGAAUGUAAUAACGGAGAUUUUGAGCGUUCACCUCUAGCAAUAUUUCCCAAUAACAAUGGCUAUAUUAAACAAUCAAUGUUACAGCCCUGGCAAACGUUUAAUACUCACGAGGAGGAGGAGGAGGUUAGAAAUAGUGCACAAUUACCAACCAUACCGGCAGCUACAAGUGGUUAUAUAACAGUUCAAAAUUUAAGCAACGUCCUUGCAAAACCCAACAAUAACCAACAAGCUAUUGUGCCAUCUAAUACGGGCGGCUAUGUAAUGCAACAAGAUUUGCAAAAUUUAUUUAAUAAUAAAUCAUCUAACACUAAUCCCUUGCCUACAACUGCUGAAAAUAUUUUACCAUUCAAUAGCAGUGGCUAUACUACCCUAGAGAGUCUAACUAAAUUAAAUUUGCCCACAACCUUAGCAGCACAAAAUGAAAAUCAUACUCAACAACUAGCAGAUGUUUCAAAUACAAAUGCCCCAGCAAUUGACACUCAUAAUGAUGUUGAAGGCGCUGAUGAUGUUGCGAAAACCAACGUUAUAUCCGGCUAUGUUACUCAACAAGAUUUAAACAUAUUUGCUCAACAUCAGCAUAAUCAUUAAUUUGAGCUAAGAACUGAAUUUACUUUUUUUUUAUAUGUUGUAUUAUUUAUUAAAAUUAAGUUUAUAAGAACAACAGAGUAACAUUAAUACUUAAACUACAGAUAAAUGGCAAAUGAUGUGAGAGCUGGCUUCCCUAUCCACACAUAAGAAAA
Molecule: messenger RNA, 4436 nt
Organism: Lucilia cuprina (Australian sheep blowfly)
Lineage: Eukaryota; Metazoa; Arthropoda; Insecta; Diptera; Calliphoridae
Gene: dome
Product: cytokine receptor
Exons: 4
Coding region: 490-4284 (1264 amino acids)
Molecular function (GO): protein binding
Source: RefSeq, a predicted model, not a curated record